Impatiens glandulifera is the source of this 825-nucleotide messenger RNA. Its product is annotated as strigolactone esterase D14-like. The record is from RefSeq and is a predicted model, not a curated record. The transcript has 3 exons. Lineage: Eukaryota; Viridiplantae; Streptophyta; Magnoliopsida; Ericales; Balsaminaceae. The coding region runs from base 1 to 825 and encodes 274 amino acids.
AUGGUGGUGCUCGCAAACCAAGUUCUUAUUUCAUCGGUCUUGAACGCCAGAAUAAUCGGCCCGAGCUCCAAAACCGUGGUCUUGGCUCACGGUUUCGGGACAGACCAGUCUGCAUGGGACAAGGUGCUGCCUUUAUUGUCUAUACACCAUCGAGUGGUUCUAUUCGAUUGGGGCUUCUCCGGUUCUGUUAAAGACGAAAUUACCCUUUUUGACCCGAUCAAGUACUCCUCUUAUGAUGCCUUCGCCGAUGACCUUAUUGUACUUCUUGAAGAGUUGGAUGUUAAAUCGGCCACUUUGGCUGGACACUCUAUGUCCGCCAUGAUCGGAUGCAUUGCUUCCAUUAAACGGCCUCAACUCUUCAAGAAACUCGUGCUCGUUUCAGCUUCACCUAGGUAUAUUAAUAGUGAGGAUUAUGAAUUUGGAUUCAAGAGAUCUGACGUGGACCAAUUAAUCUCAACCAUAGAAACAAACUUCCAAACAUGGGCAUCAAACUUUCCUCCACUAGUAAUUGACCAAAAUGACCCUCUCUCCAUACAAAACUUUGAGAAAUCACUCAAAAGAAUGAGUCCCGAGGUUGCUCUAUCGACAGCUAAACUUGUUUUCUAUGGCGAUUACACUCACAUUCUCGAUAAUGUCACUACACCAUGUCUAAUAGUCCAAACGCUAAAUGAUAUUGUUGUCCCCAUGUCGGUUGUCGACUACAUGCAGAAGAAGAUCAAGGCUAAAUCGACGGUCGAGAUGAUUCACACCAAUGGCCAUUUUCCGCACCUUACUGCACACGUUCAAUUUGUCGAGGUCAUAGAAAGAGCUCUUGUGACAUCUUAA